CCGGAAGUAAUCGGCGGCGCUCGGAAGCAGCGGCGGGACCCCGGGUACUGCCGGCGCUGGUGCUGCAGGAUGGUCGGCGGCGGCGGGAAACGUCGGGCCGGCGGGGAGGGGCAGCAGUGUGAAAAAGCAGUUGAUGUGAAGAAAAGUAAGUCCUGUGAAGCUGAUGUCUCCAGUGACCUCCGAAAAGAAGCAGAAAAUCAUUAUAAGCUCUCUCUGCCUGAAGAUUUCUAUCAUUUCUGGAAGUUCUGUGAAGCACUUGAUCCAGAAAAGCCAGCUGAUUCCCUUUCUGCAAGCCUUGGACUUCGAUUAGUGGGUCCUUAUGAUAUCCUUGCCGGAAAACAUAAAAUGAAGAAAAAAUCAGCAGGCCUGAAUUGUAGCCUUCACUGGAGGUUCUACUAUGAUCCCCCUGAAUUCCAGACCAUUAUGGUUGGAGAUAAUAAGACUCAGUACCACAUGGGGUAUUUCAGGGAUUCUCCUGAUGAACUUCCUGUGUUUGUUGGUACAAAUGAAGCGAAGAAAAGUUGUCUGAUUGUUCAAAGUGGAGAUAAUGUGUUUGCUGCAGUCAAAUUAUUUUUGAUGAAAAAACUUAAAGAAGUAACAGAUAAAAAGAAAACUAGUCUUCUGAAAAGCAUAGAUGAGAAACUUACAGAAGCAGCCAGAGACCUGGGAUACUCACUGGAGCAGAGAACCAUCAAGAUGAAACAGAGAGACAAGAAAGUUGUGACAAAGACCUUUCAUGGUGCAGGCUUGGUUGUCCCAGUAGAUAAAAAUGAUGUUGGGUACAGAGAGCUCCCUGAAACAGAUGCCGACCUCAAGAGAAUUUGCAAGACAAUUGUCGAGGCACCAAGUGACGAGGAGAGACUUAAAGCUUUUGCUCCCAUCCAAGAAAUGAUGACUUUUGUGCAGUUUGCCAACGAUGAAUGUGAUUAUGGCAUGGGGCUUGAGUUGGGAAUGGACCUCUUUUGCUAUGGCUCCCAUUAUUUUCAUAAAGUUGCUGGCCAGCUUUUACCUCUUGCAUAUAAUCUGUUGAAGAGGAAUCUGUUUGCAGAAAUUAUUGAAGAUCAUCUGGCAAACAGAAGUAAAGAGAACAUAGACCAACUUGAAGCAUGAGUAGAGUUGGCUUUGUUUGGUGUAUAUUUUAAAACAUUAAUAGUGAAUUUGUGUGACUUUGUUUUUAAGGAAUACAGAAAAUAAAUUGAUGGAAACAUUGGCUAAAAAGUUUUAUGUUUUGGCCUGU
Molecule: messenger RNA, 1237 nt
Organism: Loxodonta africana (African savanna elephant)
Lineage: Eukaryota; Metazoa; Chordata; Mammalia; Proboscidea; Elephantidae
Product: histone PARylation factor 1
Exons: 8
Coding region: 70-1110 (346 amino acids)
Biological process (GO): regulation of protein ADP-ribosylation; DNA damage response
Cellular component (GO): nucleus
Molecular function (GO): histone binding; poly-ADP-D-ribose binding
Source: RefSeq, a predicted model, not a curated record